Molecule: messenger RNA, 999 nt
Organism: Rotaria sp. Silwood2
Lineage: Eukaryota; Metazoa; Rotifera; Eurotatoria; Philodinida; Philodinidae
Source: the annotation of a GenBank genome assembly
AUGCAAUCGAUUUCGACUCUUGCUAUUCUUGCACUUGCUUUGAGCUGUACAUUAGCUCUCGAUGUUACACUUAAUCAACAUUGGAAAUUAUGGAAAGAAACGAAUAAUAAACGUUAUUCCGAUGCUGAAGAACAUGUUCGUCGAGCUAUAUGGGAAAGCAAUUUAAAAGUAGUACGAGAUCACAAUCUUCAAGCUGAUCUUGGUGUCCAUACAUAUUGGCUUGGAAUGAACAAAUAUGCUGAUAUGACCAUCACUGAAUUUGUCAAAAUGAUGAACGGUUUCAAUGUUACGAUGAGUGGUCAACGUCCAGGUCGUACAGUAUUCACACGUCAUCCAGAUGUUAAAUUACCAGACACCGUCGAUUGGCGUGAUAAAGGUUAUGUUACUGGUGUAAAAGAUCAAGGUCAAUGUGGUUCAUGUUGGGCUUUUUCAGCAACCGGUGCUCUUGAAGGUCAACACUUCAAAGCUACCAGUACACUUGUUUCACUUUCAGAACAAAACUUAGUCGAUUGCUCAGGCAAACAAGGUAAUAUGGGUUGUAAUGGUGGUUUAAUGGAUCAAGCUUUCGAAUACAUCAAAGAAAAUGAUGGUAUCGAUACCGAAGAUUCAUAUCCAUAUGAAGCUAUUGAUAAUCAAUGCCGAUUCAAAUCAGCAAGUGUUGGUGCUACUGAUACUGGCUUCACUGAUAUUAAAUCAAAAGAUGAAAGUGCUCUUCAAGAAGCUGUUGCUAAUGUUGGUCCAAUUUCAGUUGCUAUCGAUGCUAGUCAUACAUCAUUUCAAUUAUACAAACACGGUGUUUACAACGAACCAUUCUGCUCACAAGUUCGUCUUGACCAUGGUGUCCUUGCUGUAGGCUAUGGUACAGACUCUAGCAAAGCUUAUUGGCUCGUUAAAAAUAGCUGGGGUGAAGGUUGGGGUGAUAGCGGUUACAUCAAAAUGAGCCGUAACAAACGCAAUCAAUGUGGUAUUGCUACAGCUGCUAGCUAUCCCACUGUUUAA